Carassius carassius (crucian carp) is the source of this 6798-nucleotide messenger RNA. It is a transcript of the gene nid2a, whose product is annotated as nidogen 2a (osteonidogen). Gene Ontology annotation, molecular function: calcium ion binding. Lineage: Eukaryota; Metazoa; Chordata; Actinopteri; Cypriniformes; Cyprinidae. The record is from RefSeq and is a predicted model, not a curated record. Gene Ontology annotation, cellular component: basement membrane. Gene Ontology annotation, biological process: cell-matrix adhesion.
UCAUUAAAUAGAAUUCCUAAUACAUUUCGCCAUUAAAUUAAGACAUCUAUUCACCAAAAGUCUCUUCUCGCAUAAAUGUAAUGAAAUGCCGAUGGUGUCCCGUGUGUCACCCGUCAGCCAAUCAACGUCCGCGUGUCCUCCCACACACACACAGUCCUCAGCUCCCAGCUUCAUUCUUCACAUCAGCGCGCACUCACUCAACUCAUUCAAACUCAGAGUGUGCCGCGUGAAUACGAGCUGCAUGUGUGUCAACUGUUGUAAAAUGACUUGGGACAAAAUAGCAGUCUUCUUUUUACAACUUUCAUGGACAGUCCAGCAUGUCACAGCCAUUCACAGACAUGACAUCUAUCCAUAUGGGAUGUUUUACGGCGAUGCUACUCUGCAAGCAGGGGACGAUGAGACCUCUAAAGUGAUCACACUCACCAAACCUAUGUACUUCUAUGAGACGUCCUUCAAUAACUUAUAUGUGGCCACCAAUGGAAUCAUCUCAACUCAGGAUCUUCCCAUGGAGAAGCAGUAUGUAGAUGACGGCUUCCCCACCGACUUCCCUGUCAUCGUCCCCUUCCUGGCUGACAUUGACACCAGUGAAGGAAAAGGAUCCAUCUUCUACCGGCAGACGGAGUCUCCUACUGUGCUGAAGCGGGCAGAAGCGGAUGUCAAGAGAGGCUUUCCAGAUACCACAUUCACACCAACCCAUGCCUUCAUCGCCACCUGGGAGAAUGUGUCCGCUUACGAGGAGGUCAGCCGUAGCUCUAGACCAUCCAAUCGGGUAAACACAUUCCAAGUGGUGCUUGCGUACAACGAGAGGGAUACUUAUGCACUCUUCCUAUACCCUGAGGAUGGCCUGCAGUUUUUUGGAACACGGCCCAAGGAAUCUUACAAUGUCGAAAUUGAGCUUCCAGCUCGAGUGGGCUUCACCAGAGGAGAGCUGUCCUUCCUCUUCUUUUCCCGAACAGAGGGGCCAUACUACAGCGUCACCAGCGAUGAGCAGUCCGUCAAAAACCUUUACCAAAAAGGAAACAUAGGAGAGCGUGGAGUUUGGCUCUUUCACAUUGGAAACAGAUAUUCCUUCCAGAAUGUCGUUCCUGCACAGCAUGAGGCUGUUUUCACCAAAGCUCCCCCAGUCUUGGAUGCUAUGCUCCCUGAUGAAGACUACUCAGAAACAGAUGAGGAAGAGUAUGAUCCCAUCGAUCCGGACUUCCAAGAUCCCACCACAACGGAGUUUCUUGAGCCAGAGCAAGACUCCUCAAUACUGGAACGUCUCAACCAGGAGGUUCCCCUUGGUCAGUCUCCUCCUCAGCCCUCAGAGUCUGGUCCAGGUGAGUUUCCUCAGCCGGAUCCCUAUAAUCUUCCCCCGGAGGACGUGACCCAGCCCCAGCCCCAGCGGCCAUUACCAAAGCACGCAAUCCUGCAGGUGUACCCAAACCGUGUGAAGGAUGUCCCACCUUCUGGUGGUCAAGUGUUCAGUAUUGAGGAGAAAGUGAACUUUGACUCUGGAGUGAUCCAUUACUCAACCGAUAAUAAAGAGACAUGUGAGCGCUUCCAGCAGCAGUGCAGUCAGAACGCACACUGCACAGACUAUUCCACCGGCUUCUGCUGUCACUGCAACUCAGGAUUCUACGGCAAUGGCCGUCACUGCCUGCCAAACGGUGCUCCUCACCGUGUGAAUGGAAAGGUCAGAGGGACUUUACUGGUGGGUGGCACAGCAGUGCAGCUGGAUAGUAUUGACCUGCAUGCCUACAUCGUGGUGGGUGACGGACGAGCGUACACUGCCAUCAGUGAGGUCCCAGAGCCGGUGGGUUGGGCCCUCAUGCCCGUGGCCCCCAUUGGAGGUCUUUUUGGUUGGCUCUUCGCCCUGGAGCUGCCAAACAGCCUUAAUGGCUUCAGUAUCACCGGUGCUGAAUUCACUCGCCAUGCCGAUGUGACCUUCUAUCCCGGUAACCAGCGUCUCAGCAUCGUCCAGACAGCUACGGGUUUGGAUACCCAGAACUACCUCAAUGUGGACACUCAUUUACAGGGCAGUGUACCCUUCAUCCCUCCUGGUGCCACGGUGCAGAUGGAGCCAUUUAAGGACACCUACCAUUAUUAUCCUUCAUUGAUUACCUCCACAUCCGUGCGUGAGUUUACAGUCACGUCAACUGAAAAUGGAGCAGAGACCCACACUUUCCAGGUCAAACAGAACAUCACAUACAGAGACUGCACUCACGGGCCCCGCAGCAGACUGGAGACGCUGGAACUGAGAAUGGAGCGCAUAUUUGUUAUGUAUGUCAAAGAAGAACGCAUCCUUCGAUAUGCCAUCACCAACAAGAUCGGCCCUCUUGGAGCUGGAGACCCAGAGCCAGAAGAUGUAAAUCCCUGUUACUCUGGAAAUCAUGACUGUGACACAACCGCACAGUGCGUGCCUGGCGAGGGACAGCUGUUUUCGUGCCAAUGCGCCACAGGUUACAGAGGCGACGGUCGUAACUGUUAUGAUGUGGAUGAGUGUGCAGAAGGUCUGAGCUCCUGUGGUGCUCAUUCUUACUGUGUGAACCUGCCUGGAAGCCAUCGCUGUCAGUGUGAGAGCGGAUUUGAGUUUGGAUUUGAUGGUCGGACAUGUCAGGAUGUGGACGAGUGUCGUGACCAGCCGUGCCACACCCAGGCCUUGUGCUCAAACAGUCCGGGAUCUUUCCACUGCCAGUGCCAACCGGGAUACCAUGGAGAUGGUUUCCAGUGCCACCUUACAAAUGGUCGCCCCAAGACCCAGUGUGAGCAGCACAGAGACAGUCUUCAUAGCAGAGAUGGUGAAGUUCAUCUGACAGGAGCCUUCAUCCCUCAGUGUGAUGAGGAGGGUCAGUACAGGCCCCAGCAGUGCCACGGGUCCACAGGUCACUGCUGGUGUGUGGACAGUAGAGGACAAGAGAGAGCGGGAACCAGAACUCCACCUGGAGCCCCAGCAAUAAACUGUGAUGAGCCUGAGCGUCCCAAGACCCAGUGUGAGCUGCACAGAGACAGUCUUAGUAGCAGAGAUGGUGAAGUUCAUCUGACAGGAGUCUUCAUCCCUCAGUGUGAUGAGGAGGGUCAGUACAGGCCCCAGCAGUGCCACGGGUCCACAGGUCACUGCUGGUGUGUGGACAGUAGAGGACAGGAGAGAGCGGGAACCAGAACUCCACCUGGAGCCCCAGCAAUAAACUGUGAUGAGCCUGAGCGUCCCAAGACCCAGUGUGAGCAGCACAGAGACAGUCUUCAUAGCAGAGAUGGUGAAGUUCAUCUGACAGGAGCCUUCAUCCCUCAGUGUGAUGAGGAGGGUCAGUACAGGCCCCAGCAGUGCCACGGGUCCACAGGUCACUGCUGGUGUGUGGACAGUAGAGGACAGGAGAGAGCGGGAACCAGAACUCCACCUGGAGCCCCAGCAAUAAACUGUGAUGAGCCUGAGCGUCCCAAGACCCAGUGUGAGCAGCACAGAGACAGUCUUCGUAGCAGAGAUGGUGAAGUUCAUCUGACAGGAGUCUUCAUCCCUCAGUGUGAUGAGGAGGGUCAGUACAGGCCCCAGCAGUGCCACGGGUCCACAGGUCACUGCUGGUGUGUGGACAGUAGAGGACAGGAGAGAGCGGGAACCAGAACUCCACCUGGAGCCCCAGCAAUAAACUGUGAUGAGCCUGAGCGUCCCAAGACCCAGUGUGAGCUGCACAGAGACAGUCUUCGUAGCAAUGAUGGUGAAGUUCAUCUGACAGGAGUCUUCAUUCCUCAGUGUGAUGAGGAGGGUCAGUACAGGCCCCAGCAGUGCCAUGGGUCCACAGGUCACUGCUGGUGUGUGGACAGUAGAGGACAGGAGAGAGCGGGAACCAGAACUCCACCUGGAGCCCCAGCAAUAAACUGUGAUGAGCCUGAGCGUCCCAAGACCCAGUGUGAGCAGCACAGAGACAGUCUUCGUAGCAGAGAUGGUGAAGUUCAUCUGACAGGAGUCUUCAUCCCUCAGUGUGAUGAGGAGGGUCAGUACAGGCCCCAGCAGUGCCACGGGUCCACAGGUCACUGCUGGUGUGUGGACAGUAGAGGACAGGAGAGAGCGGGAACCAGAACUCCACCUGGUGCCCCAGCAAUAAACUGUGAUGAGCCUGAGCGUCCCAAGACCCAGUGUGAGCAGCACAGAGACAGUCUUCGUAGCAGAGAUGGUGAAGUUCAUCUGACAGGAGCCUUCAUCCCUCAGUGUGAUGAGGAGGGUCAGUACAGGCCCCAGCAGUGCCACGGGUCCACAGGUCACUGCUGGUGUGUGGACAGUAGAGGACAGGAGAGAGCGGGAACCAGAACUCCACCUGGAGCCCCAGCAAUAAACUGUGAUGAGCCUGAGCGUCCCAAGACCCAGUGUGAGCAGCACAGAGACAGUCUUCGUAGCAGAGAUGGUGAAGUUCAUCUGACAGGAGCCUUCAUCCCUCAGUGUGAUGAGGAGGGUCAGUACAGGCCCCAGCAGUGCCACGGGUCCACAGGUCACUGCUGGUGUGUGGACAGUAGAGGACAGGAGAGAGCGGGAACCAGAACUCCACCUGGAGCCCCAGCAAUAAACUGUGAUGAGCCUGAGCGUCCCAAGACCCAGUGUGAGCAGCACAGAGACAGUCUUCGUAGCAGAGAUGGUGAAGUUCAUCUGACAGGAGUCUUCAUCCCUCAGUGUGAUGAGGAGGGUCAGUACAGGCCCCAGCAGUGCCACGGGUCCACAGGUCACUGCUGGUGUGUGGACAGUAGAGGACAGGAGAGAGCGGGAACCAGAACUCCACCUGGAGCCCCAGCAAUAAACUGUGAUGAGCCUGAGCGUCCCAAGACCCAGUGUGAGCAGCACAGAGACAGUCUUCAUAGCAGAGAUGGUGAAGUUCAUCUGACAGGAGUCUUCAUCCCUCAGUGUGAUGAGGAGGGUCAGUACAGGCCCCAGCAGUGCCACGGGUCCACAGGUCACUGCUGGUGUGUGGACAGUAGAGGACAGGAGAGAGCGGGAACCAGAACUCCACCUGGUGCCCCAGCAAUAAACUGUGAUGAGCCUGAGCGUCCCAAGACCCAGUGUGAGCUGCACAGAGACAGUCUUCAUAGCAAUGAUGGUGAAGUUCAUCUGACAGGAGCCUUCAUCCCUCAGUGUGAUGAGGAGGGUCAGUACAGGCCCCAGCAGUGCCACGGGUCCACAGGUCACUGCUGGUGUGUGGACAGUAGAGGACAAGAGAGAGCGGGAACCAGAACUCCACCUGGAGCCCCAGCAAUAAACUGUGAUGAGCCUGUGCCUCCCGUCCAGCGUCCAGAGACCGUCUGUGAGCGCUGGAGAGCCAGUCUGUUGGAGCAAUAUGGAGAGCAGCCGGGUUCCCAACAUUAUCUACCUCAGUGUGACUCUUCUGGGGAGUUCAAUCCAGUUCAGUGCUACGGAGACAGCAGCUACUGCUGGUGUGUGGACCAAAACGGACGGGAAGUACCAGGAACCCGCUCACACGAUGCUGUGAAACCUGCCUGUAUACCUACUGUGGCACCUCCCACCAUGCACCCUCUGCCACGCCCCGAUGUGACCCCGCCUCCAACAGGCACGUUCCUGCUCUAUGCCCAGGGCCAACAGAUUGGAGUUUUGCCUCUCAAUGGCACUCAGAUGGACAAGCAGAGAUCUUCAGUUCUGCUUGCUCUACAUGGCUCCAUAGUGGUCGGCAUUGAUUACGACUGCAGAGAAAGAAAAGUUUAUUGGACGGAUCUGGCUGGACGGACAAUCAAUAGAGCCAGUCUGGAGCCAGGAUCAGAACCUGAGAUUAUCAUCAACACAGCUCUGACAAGUCCAGAGGGUCUUGCUAUAGAUGUCGCCCGUAGGAGACUGUUUUGGGUGGACAGUACAUCAGAUAAGAUCGAAACGGCGAACCUUGAUGGAAGUGACAGACGUGUUCUGUUUGACACAGACUUAGUAAAUCCCAGAGCCAUUAUCGUGGACUCCACUACAGGAACACUCUACUGGACUGACUGGAACCGAGAAGCUCCUAAAAUCGAGAGCUCCUCUGUGGACGGACAAAACCGAAGAGUCCUGGUACAGAAUGGGAUUGGACUGCCCAAUGCUUUGACCUACGACUCCAUCACACGCCAGGUCUGCUGGGCCGAUGCAGGAACCAAGCGCCUGGAGUGUAUAUCGCCUAAUGGGACAGGGAGACGUGUGGUCCACAGUAACCUGAUCUACCCCUUCAGCAUGGUCGCCUUCACCAAUCACUACUAUUACACAGACUGGAGGAGAGAUGGGGUCAUCGCUCUCAAUCGAGAUAACCAGUCGACAGAUGAGCACUUGCCUGAUCAGAGGUCUCAUGUGUAUGGCAUUACAGUUGCUCCUCCACACUGUUUAUAAGGGAGACGCUAAUGACAGAGCCAGCGUUACAUGGUGCUAUUUUGAGCUGUGGGAAUCACGACGGAGACGUGGACUCAGAAGAGAGCCAAUCCCAGGACCCGCAAGUCUCGACCAACGUCACCGUCGAUGCCAAAGUGCAAAUUUACAAACAUGAAAGCGUGAAGAUUUUCUCAAAAUAGUUUUGUAAAUUUGUUUUAUACCUCAUUUUUUUCUUUCUACUGUACUUGUAUGUGACUUUUUGUUAAAAAACAAAACUAACUAAUUAAAAAAAAUACUCACAGAGUUUAGUUGUGUAAUUUGUAUGUUUUUAAAUACUCUUCAAAAGUAUUUUUAGGGAAAAGAGGUUAACAUUUUUAAGUGGAAUUGCUUGGAACAUCAAAAGAGGUAUUUUACCAACCAUCAUUUUUUUUUAUCUUUUUUUUUUAUCUUUUGUAAGAUGUGAUAUUUAUAACAAUAAAAUGUGAUUUACAACUUCA